Galeopterus variegatus (Sunda flying lemur) is the source of this 3010-nucleotide messenger RNA. RefSeq names its product tripartite motif containing 38 (gene TRIM38). Lineage: Eukaryota; Metazoa; Chordata; Mammalia; Dermoptera; Cynocephalidae. The record is from RefSeq and is a predicted model, not a curated record. Bases 63 to 1454 code for a protein of 463 amino acids. The transcript is spliced from 7 exons. Gene Ontology annotation, molecular function: protein binding; zinc ion binding.
AGACUUUAAGAGCUACGGAGGCCGGUAGCAGCCCGCUCAGAACACAGAGGCUCAGAAAAGCCAUGGCCUUUAGCACCAAGAAGAUGUGGGAGGAAGCCACCUGCUCCAUCUGCCUAACCCUGAUGGCUAACCCAAUGAGCAUCAGCUGUGGACACAGCUACUGCCACUUGUGCAUCACAAAUUUCCUCGAGAACAUGAGACAAAAGAAUCCAUGGGUGCAUACGUUCUCCUGUCCCCAGUGUCGGGCCCCAUUUGAUGCUUCGAGCCUCCGGCCCAACAGACAGCUGGGAAGCAUCACUGAAACCCUCAAGGAGAUGGACAAUGAAAUGUUGUGUAAGGAGCACGGAGAGCAGCUGCACCUGUUCUGCAAAGACGAGGGCCAGCUCAUCUGCUGGCGCUGUGAGCGCACACUGCAGCACAAAGGGCACAGCACAGCGCUCGUAGAAGAUGUGUGCCAGGACUACAAGGAAAAGCUCCAGGAAGCUGUAACAAAAUUGAAGGAACUUGAAGGAAACUGUGUGCCUCUGAAGAUGUUUGCAACAAUGCAAAUAGAUCAAUGGAAGGAAAUGAUACAGGUUCAGAGACAAAAAAUCCAGUCUGACUUUAGGAAUCUCCAAAGAUUCCUGCAUGAAGAGGAGAAGUUUUAUCUCUGGAGGCUGGAGAAAGAAGAAGAGCAGAUGCUGAGGAGACUGAGGGAGACCGAGGCCAACCUGGAGCAGAAGAGCCAUGAACUCAAGAGCCACAUUCUAAAACUGGAGGAAAAAUGUCAGGGCUCAGCCCAGAAAUUGCUACAGGAUGUGAAGGACACUUUGAGCAGGAGUUGGGCGGUGAAACUGGAAACACCAAAGGCCUUUUCCUUGGAGAUUCAUGCUACGUGCAACGUUUCUGAGCUUUACUUUGAUGUGAGGAAAUUGUUAAGGCGCUAUCAAGUCAGUGUGACUCUGGAUCCAGAUACUGCUCAUCAUGAAUUAAUUCUGUCUGAAGAUCGGAGACAGGUGACUCUUGGAUGCCCCCAGCAGAAUCUCGAUGCUUCUUUUAGGAGAUUUACGGCCUUCCCCUCUGUCCUGGGCUGUGAGGGCUUCACCUCAGGAAGACAGUACUUCGAAGUGGAUGUUGGAGAAGGAACUAGUUGGGGUGUAGGAGUUUGUAGGGAAAAUGUGCAGAGAGGUGUUGGCAUGAAGCAGAAGCCUCAGUCUGGAUUCUGGACCAUCAGGCUGAGCAGUAGGGAAGGCUAUGUAGCACUUACGUCUCCCCCAACUUCCCUUCAGCUCAGUGAGCAGCCCCUGGUUGUGGGAGUUUUUCUGGACUAUGAGGCCGGAAUUGUAUCCUUUUACAACAUGACUACUGGCUCUCACAUUUUCACCUUCCCGAAGACCUCCUUCUCUGAUACUCUCCGGCCCUAUUUCCAGGUUUAUCAGUUUUCUCCCUUGUUCCUACCUUCCCCGGAUGAGUAAGAAAAAGGAACAAAUUCUCCUUCUUGGUUUAGCCAGCACAGAGAAUAUAACGUAAAUCCUAUAAGAACAGAAAUUUGGUAUGUUACCUUCACUGCUAUUUCUUUAGUACCUAGAACAUGCUGGGCUUUUAGUGGAUACUUAAUCAAUCUGCAUUAAGUGAAGGGAUCUAAAGACUGAAAAUACCACAGGUGGUCUCCCUGAACUGGGGGAAAGCAAGAUAACAGAGAUGAUUGUACAUUGUCCUCUCUACCCCUCUUCAGUGGAUUCAGGGUUUUGAUUUCCAAGGGUUGUUGAGCGAUAAGUAGGAUGACCCAGAAGUCAGGAGGUCUGUGUUCUUCCAGUUUGUUUGAUGCCAUUUGAACUCCUGUGCGGGGGAUGAGGGAAAGCUGCAAUUGCAUAAAAGAGCAAGAAAAUCAAAAAGCAGUGACUAUUUCAGCCACCUAUAGGUUUAUUAAUAAUCUAAGCUGCAGUCCUGGGAGCUGCCAGGCCUAGUGAACUCUGCUUGGGAAAUAACCAAGUGAAGUGUGAGAGAAGAGACUGGCUUACAAUGAGAUGCUUCAAAUGGAAAGGGGAUUAUGAGUAGAAACAAAUUUUGAUGAGGGACUCAGUUCUAAAAAAGUUGAUAUUUUCCAUAACUGUAUUAGAGCCAGUUAUCUUGAAAUAUUUUUAAAUCUCAGUAAAUAGUUAUUGCUGGAAUGAUUGUUGGCAAUCUUCAUUAUGAGUCAGAUAUGAUCAGAUAGGCCUUAACUUUGUACAUGGGUUUAUUCUGAAAAGUAAAUUCCUGUCAAACCUAAAUUAAUCAUACCCAAGCGAGCUAAUGACAGGACCAUAGUGAAGUCAGCCAAACACAAACAACAUUAAUGAUAACAAAAAAAGUCAAAAAAUUGCCAAAUAUUAUAAUUUAUUAUUGAUAUAAAAAUUGGUGUUUGCUGAUGUUUGAGGUGCUCUGACAUCAUCUCUUUAAGAGUAGGGGAAAUGAAGCAAGAGUUGUUUCUGGAUGUUACAGGUAUGGUUGGGCCUCCAUCUCUACCCAAAGGAAGACACAGAAGAGGUCAGACCAUUGUCCAUGCUCCCCAGCAAGAGAAGUUCUAGUCAUGCUGACAGAUACUAGGUUGUAACUAGCAAGUAGUAUAUGCUACCCCAAAUAUGCCACUUGGGCAUAAGGAUUAUUUUGAGCUGAAGACAAAUGAGAAAAAACAUAUGCAAGAGCAGCUCCCUGCUUUUCCCCCUGUUGUUGCCUAACAAGAAGACAUAUAUUUGUAAAGGAGUCCCCUCUACCUCCCACCAGGAAGGACAGAAGUUAAUCAAUCAAAGCUUGUAAAAACUAGCCCUUAUCUAUCAUUAGUUUCCCUAUAUAUUUGCCUUUCUGCAAUUUGCCACCCUAGAAACUCAAAGUCUUUGUCCUUGGCAUUGUAAAUUCUCUAAAAAUUUAUUGUUCUUUUGUUAAAAUGCUACAUUAACUCAAGUUCUAACCAUUCCUUUGAGUAAUUCAUCUCUGAGUACUCCCAUGUGUAUGAAUGGUGCACGUUAAUAAACUUAUAUUUUUCUCUUGUUAA